AUGUCUCAAGUUGCAGAGCCAAUAGGAGUUUGUUAUGGUCGGGUUGCCAAGAACCUGCCACCUGAUCCAGAAGUUAUAAGUCUCUACCAAGCAAAUGGCAUAACAAGAAUGAGAAUUUUUUAUCCGAAUCCUCCAACUCUGCAAGCUCUAUCGAACAUCGAACUCAUCAUCGGUGUUCAAAACCUAGACAUUCAUUCCCUUGGAAAUGACGUUGCAGCUGCUACUGCUUUGCUUGAGAACAAUGUCCUAAACUACUUUCCUGAUGUCAAGUUUAGGUACCUUGCAGUGGGAAAUGAGAUCAAUCCUCAAGAUGCAGAAGCCAAAUAUGUUCUAUCAGGACCAAAUCAGUAG
This is a messenger RNA of Prunus persica (peach), 351 nucleotides long. RefSeq names its product glucan endo-1,3-beta-glucosidase. Gene Ontology annotation, biological process: carbohydrate metabolic process. The record is from RefSeq and is a predicted model, not a curated record. Bases 1 to 351 code for a protein of 116 amino acids. Gene Ontology annotation, molecular function: hydrolase activity, hydrolyzing O-glycosyl compounds. Gene Ontology annotation, cellular component: plasma membrane. The transcript is spliced from 2 exons. Lineage: Eukaryota; Viridiplantae; Streptophyta; Magnoliopsida; Rosales; Rosaceae.